AUGGCCGAUCAUCAUCAUCAGGUUAAGACUUCCUUCCUCUUUAUUCGACUGCAGUCGCCCUCUAAGGCCCAUGACCUGCCGUAUCCUGCUGACACUGCCAGCUCCAUCGCCACAGAGGAAGGAGGGUCGACGAACAACUCGGCUGGAGUUAUAGUGACAUCCACAGCUGUAGCCGCAGCACCCAUCCCACCAGACCACAUAGAGGACUGCAGUGUCACGGCCUUGAGAGUAGACAUCAACUCAAAUCAAGAAGUAGACGAAAAAGCCAGAGAGAGAGGGGAAACAUCCGAUUAUUCAACUCAUGCUGGAGAUGUGGCUUCGGUCGUCUCAGGAGACCCUCAGACUCAGAACUACCAGAACUUAUUGUUGAAAGCUGAUCUGGAAUCAGUGACUGGAUUACAGGACCAUAGUCUCAGUACCUCGGAGUCGGAUUUCCCUGUUUGGGUCCUGCGGGAGGACAGUCCUCGGACAAUGAUGAACAAGGACAAUCAACAGCCACUAGCGGGGACACCAACCACCGCCACCAACCCAGCACCCCCCUCUCAAGCUUAUUCUGCAGCACCACGAGUAAGCUUCCUGCACCCAGCAGAAGGAUCCGUGCCCGACACCCACGGGCCCAAGGCCACUGAGAUGGAGAUGGACAAGCCAAGCCAGAAGCCUUUCCACCAGGCCCCAGCCUCAGCACCUACCCAACCCAACGUGGCUCCCAGCCCCCAUUGCCCCAGCAGCACUAACAGUUGGGUUAGCAGUGCAAAGCAGAAGGAGGCUGGUGAGAAGCCAAGAGGUCCACAGAGUGGUUCACAAGUGUUCCUUAGAAGUCCAGAAGAGCGCAAGACCUUUCUGUAUGCAGUCAAGGAGAGGUCCUCAAAGGUACCUGGAGACACGUACAGGAACGCAGUGACAAAGAGUCUCUCCACGUCUAUAGCUGUCACUCAACCCAGUGUUGUGACCUCACCGGCUUCUUCUUCAGAGCCUUCUGUGGUGAGCUCAGCUAGGUCAAAACCCACAGUCUCAACAGUUGCUGCUCCAUCCUCUGUGAUCAGUGCUGCUCGUCCCUCCAUGAUAAAGCCUGUUCCAGCUCAGAAGGCUGAAACGUUUGUUUGGGUUAACAGCUCGUCUUCACACGCUCAAAGUGUUGCGAAGGCCAAGUACCAGUUUCUCUUUGGAAAAGGAGACGAGACCAGCUCUACUGAAAGCGUUUCAGCAUCAACCUCUAACGUCUUAGCGGACGAGGGGAGUAGUAGCACCAGUCUAGACGCCUGUCUCCAGGACGAUGACGUCGAUGAAACCUCGCUGUUCCUGGAGAUCGACCGUGAGCUGGCCAACCUGCUGAGCGGCCUCAGCGCCAGGAGCCAGAAUGCUCCAGCCGCCCACACCCAACCUGUGGACAGCCUACACCCAGCGGACCGUAGUGAACAGCAGAGCGCAGCCAUCAUGAUUCCCUGUAGUGGUCAAAACGGGGCCUCGCAGGAUGUGGCCAGCCGGACCUCAGACAGAAACGGUGAGGGGGAGGAGACCAAUGUGGACCUGGACAUGUCUGGCUUGGGCCUUGUUCCACCGGGAGACCCACUCCUCUCGCCCACCUUCCUCCUGGACUCGUGGACGGAGGCGCUGCUGAGAGAUACGGCUUCCCUGAGCUCCGCAGCCCAGAAGGCCUUGGGCGUCUCCACCGUGGCGGCCGAGGUAAACGGAGACUUCAGGAAUGCGCCCGCUUCGAACUGCCAAGAAAAAACAAGUGCCGGCCUGACAGCUGCUGCAUUCACAUCUGGGCCAUGCUCAGGGGCGGGUGAGGUACCCGUGGUGGACCAGUCUGAACCUCCCAGGAGGGGUUCAGAGGCAGCGACCGAGCCUGCCGGAGGGGGGCUGCUCCUGGACGAGGAGUCCCUGGAGGAGUCCAGUAAAAUCCUGGCCGAGAUCCCAGGUAUCUUCACCGCCUUCCUAGACGGGGGCCAGCUGAGGGAGAAGCCCCCCAAGAAACUGCGAUUUGCGGAGAGCCGGCCAGGGAGCACGACGACGGUGGUGGCGGCGACAGACGUUUGUGGUCAGAUGGGACAUGAGCGAGGUAGUGAGGACUCUGAGAAGGAACAGGAGGGAGGUAGGAGCUGCAGCAGUCUGAAGGUAGAUAGCUCUGUGGACAGUCUGAGUCCUCUAGAGAGACUCCCCUGCCGGUUGUCCCUGGAGGACGAGGUGUUCCGGGUGCUCCCUGACAUAUUUCUGCACCAGAGCCCUGAUGGAGACGCAGCACGGGAGCCCAGCUCAGAUAGGAGUACGAAGACCAAUGGCAGCGAGGACCCGUCGGAUAACCGGGAUGGCAAGGAGACAUCGGAGAGCCAGGAGGCCACCGACGUCUUCAGCUCGCAGUUCGAGAGCAUCCUGGAGUCAGACCGUUUCCGUAGCACCCUCUACAGCAGCCUGGACUCUCUGGAUGCCCUAUCUUCCUCGGCUGACGACGAGGCGGACUCGGGCUUCACUUUCGACAUGCCCCUUACUCCCAUGAUUCAGCAACGCCUCAAGGAGACGGGCCACUUUGUGGAGUUGUUGCCCGACGCGUGUCGCCAGCGGGAGCGCCAGGAGCUACUCAGCGUCACGACCACGGGGAAGGGCGGGAAAGCCGCCCUGGAAGUGACAUCUUCCUACCUAGAGGAGGUGGUAGCGAGUGGGGACCCCGCUUUCAGCGGCCAAUCAGAUAAACAUUCCAGUGGACCCCUGGCCAAUGGCGUGGAGCGGGACCCAAAGGACUGGCUGCACGGCUGCCUGAGCAGUGAUGCAGGGCUGAAGACGGCGCUGUCGGACUGGGACUCAGACAUGGGCAGCACGGAGCGGCUGAAGGACAGCACGGACACACUGCUCAAUGGAAACCGAGGAGACCAAGAGGGGGCCCAGCGCCUCGCACGACGGCUCUACCACCUGGAGGGCUUUCGCCGCUCCGACGUGGCCAAGCACCUGGGAAAGAACAAUGACUUCAGCAAGAUGGUUGCUGAAGAGUACCUUACAUUUUUUGAAUUUACAGGGAUGACAUUGGACCAAUCUCUCAGAUCUUUCUUGAAAGCUUUUGCACUAAUAGGCGAAACUCAGGAGAGAGAACGGGUUUUGAUCCACUUUUCCAAUAGGUACUAUCAAUGUAACCCCACCGUCAUCUCCUCACAAGAUGGAGCCCAUUGCCUUACAUGUGCUCUGAUGCUGUUGAACACGGACCUUCAUGGCCAUAAUAUCGGGAAGAAGAUGACGUGCCAGGAAUUCAUCAAUAACCUGGAAGGGUUAAAUGGAGGACAAGAUUUCCCCCGAGAGCUCCUAAAGGCCUUGCACAACUCAAUCAAAAACGACAAGCUGGAAUGGGCCAUAGAUGGUGAUGAGCUGAAGAAGUCUCUGUCUGAGCUGGCAGACAACAAGGACAAUAAAAGUAUCACGCGGAUCAGCAGUGGCAGUAACCCCUUCCUGGACAUUGCCCACGACCCCAACGCCGCAGUCUACAAAACAGGCUUCCUGGCCCGCAAAAUCCACGCCGACAUGGACGGCAAGAAAACACCAAGAGGAAAACGAGGCUGGAAAACAUUCUAUGCUGUUCUCAAAGGAAUGAUCCUCUACUUGCAGAAGGACGAGUACAAGGCUGAGAAGGCCCUCUCAGAGGAGGACCUAAAGAAUGCCAUCAGCAUCCACCACGCCUUGUCCAUCAAAGCCGUGGACUACGAGAAGAAGCCCAACGUUCUCAAGCUCAAGACAGCCGACUGGAGGGUCUUCCUCUUCCAGGCCCAGAGCCCAGAGGAAAUGGACUCUUGGAUCAGAGUAGUCAACUCUGUUGCAGCCAUGUUCUCUGCCCCCUCGUUCCCCGCCGCCAUUGGCUCUCAGAAGAAAUUCAGCCGUCCACUGCUACCGGCCACGACCACGAGGAUGUCACAGUGCUAUCUACAGGAGGAACAGCUGAAGUCUCACGAGGCGAAGCUGAAGCACGUCUCCACAGAGCUGGCAGAGCACAGAUCCUACCCUCCUGACAAGAAGGUUAAAGCCAAGGAGAUCGACGAGUACCGACUCAAAGAGCACUACCUGGAGUUUGAGGAGAACCGCUAUGAGAUGUACGUCAAGCUCCUGAGGGAGGGCGUGAAGGAGCUGCUCAUUGGCAAAGAUGGCGACGCGAGCCUCAAAAAGUCCCAGUCCAGCCCCUCUCUCAACCAGGAGGGCCAGCCGGCCGCGGCCAAAGUCAAACGCAACACCUCGGAGAGGAGACCCGAGACGCCGCCCAAGGUCACAUAGGAAGCUACCCCCCCUCGCGAGCCUGUGAAAGAGCCAUGAAUACGCAACAAAAGUGUGUGAAUAUAUUUUAUGUAAUUUAUUUAUCUGGCCACUGUUGUAACAAAAACAGUUGUGUAAAAUGUAAAUGAUGAAUACUCGUCCUUAAAUUGACUGGCGUAGCAUUUUUGUAUGGAAACAUUGCAUUAUAUGUUUGUGGUCCUUUUAUUUUGAUGUUGAUGUUGUCAUUCUUGUAUUGAACGUAAUAUUUUUUGUGACGCAUUUGACCCUGUUGCUUUAUUCAAUAUCGUUGUAUUGGUCCUUCCUCUCAUAAAAACAAUUGAUUUGCCUUUCAGUCAAGAGAGAGGAUUUUUCUUGUCUCCAGUUUAGUGGAAUUACCAACGCUAGCUCUUGGAUAUAUAAAUAGUAGCUAGAUGUAGAAUAGUCUUACUCAGAAGUUUUUAUUUUGAUAUGUAGUUUAAGUAAACAUUGGACAUAUUGAACCAGUUAAUUUGAGAGUAUUUUCCACAAAUAUGGCUUCCAUUGAGAAUAGGCAGGUGAUUUGGACAUCCAAUUUCCUCCCUGCUUUUCCUCAUAGACUUUUUUAAGGUUCCUUUCACCUGGGAAUGUUUAUUUUUCAUACAGAAGAUGCACCAAGGUGUAAAUCCUGGAAAGGGAUUAAUUGUGGAUCUAAAAAAUGUGGUUAGGAUCUUCAAUCUCUUGCCUCUCAUUUACAACAGAAAAUGUGGUUAGGAUCUUCAAUCUCUUGCCUCUCAUUUACAACAGAAAAUGUGGUUAGGAUCUUCAAUCUCUUGCCUCUCAUUUACAACAGGAAUAACAACCCCAGAUAAAACACAGUAAUGUCCUUAGUUGUGUGGAAGGCUGCACUAUCGUGUUAGAAAACGCAGUUCAAAAGCGUUCCAAAUCCCUAAUUUUGCACAUGAACUAUUUGGGAUGUUUAAACAUAUUCCCCAGAUUGGGUCAGUCGCCGCUGCAUCCAUAUCUUUUCAGACUGCAGUAUUUCACUAAUGUUGGACUUAAGAUCAGAGUUUAUGCAGCUGAGCCAUUUAUUUUUUUAUCCUUUAUUGCAAAAAAUAUACUUCUGCUUUUUGAGUAGUGUGAAGACCAAUGCCCCUUGUCUUUUCUAAUCGUAUGUGUUUUAGAUUCUAAGUUGAAAACUAUUGUUGUAAAGAUCAAAUUUAGUAUUUAUAGUGCACUUUAUAAAUGAGUUCUUUUUGGAUAUUAUAGAGAGCUUUAUAAAGGUUAGACUGCUAUGUUUCUUUGACAUCACAGGUUUUUCAGGCAGAACUAUUUUUGUUUUCUUGAAGGUACUUGAGCGCGACAGUUCAGCAGGUUUCCGUCAGCUCAACUCAUAAUGUCGUCUUAGUUUGUUUUAAGUGGUUCGGUAGUUUUGCUGUCCUAGGUAGAUUUGUUGAUUGACAAAGUUUCCUUUUAGGGAACUAUUUAUAGAUCUGUACUUUGCAAUUAUUGCCUUUUUCCAAUGCUGGUGAUAUUACAUUUAUAAUAUAAUUUACACAUUUUCAUUAGAAAUAUUACUGACAUUUGAACGACAUAAGCAUUUAGUUAGACAUUGGAUUGUAUGUCUACACUUCCACAAUGGACUUUUGCAUACCAACAUAUGUUUUGUCCUUACCAAAAGGUUUGCGUUUUUUCAUGUAUUGAAGAUUUUGGAAGGAAUUUAGCUUUUUAACAUGUUAUGAAGAAACAUUUGUAAUGAUGCAAAGCCAAUUUGAAAAUGUACUUGUUUUUGGAAGACAUGAGGCUAGUACUGAGUCUUUACAGUUAAAAAAUAUAUAUAUUGUUUACUUUAAAUGUUUUAUUAUUUACACUUUAUUGUAUUACUUUUUUUAUUUUCUCUUAAAUUCUCUACGAAGACACCAAAUAGAAUGUGUUAGUAGAGCUCGAUGGUAAUAGCCAACUAAAUAUACCUAUAUCCGUAAUGCAUGUUUUUAGAAAAACGUUCUACAGUAGUUUGUGCUAGCUAGCUAGUGUGCAAACCUUUUCCUUGGAAAUGUUCUCCUCACAUAGUGGCACUAUUUGACCUGUACGAUUAUUGUGAAAGUUAGUGAGUGUUUUGACAUUGAAGCACUUAAUAUAGACAAUACAUGUGGUACAUUUAUCAAAGGUUUCAAGUUAAUAUCACGAGACCUUAACAGCUGAUUCUGUUAUAUAAAUGUGAGGAUAGUAUUUUUGUUUAUAUGAAGAGGUCUACCCUUGAAUUCAUUUUGAAUAUAAUAUAAAAUGUUUUUUUAUUCUUUUAACCUUUUGAUAUUUUAUCGUAAGACGAUGGCUGACCCCUUGAAGACUUCUAUAGUUAAAAUUCCUCCGUAGUUUAAACUUAAUCCCAGUUUUCUUAUGCAGAUACAGUAGUCCUUUGUUUAGACACAUUAAAUGUAGGAUUUAACAUAUUGCUGUUUAUCAGUUGGUACACUUAUUACAUUUGCCCAUUUUCAGAGGAUUUUAAAUAAAUACAGGCUUUUGUUGUAAUGACACGUUAGCGUAAUCUGUGCUUCUGAGUGGAAUGAUAAAUAAUCUACGUCUAUAUAUGGAAACCGUGAACUCAUUUUAAACACAACCCUGUAAUACUAUCUUACCAGUGGAUUGUGUUCAUGUGGAACGACUCAACUAAAGCACUGUUUCAAUUGACACGUCAAAUGUCACCUGAUGUCAUUUCUGAUUUGAUAGUAGAUGGUCUGGAGAAGGAGUAGCGAAGAAGGCACAGUAAAUGCGUCAACAUGUGACAUUUUCCAAUUUAAGACUAGCAGUGAUCCUUAUCAGGCAUCUUGCUACCUUUCCCUUAACAUUUACAGCAUUUCUCCAUAUCACUUCAAUGGAGGGCUGAUCUUUAGCACUUACCCCUAAUGCUUCUCUCAACCAUAUCUGGCAUAGCCUCUGUACACUGGCGUAUCACUUGUGUUAGAAUAGACUGAAUCCUGCACCUCUGUCUGUAGACGUGAGAAGCCAGAUUGUGUGCCCCUAUAGUUCCCAUGCCUCUUGAUGGUUCUAUACCGUAAAACACAAUGCAACUAAGUCUCCUAUGAGGCUCUUUGUCUCUACACGUAUGUACGCAUCAAAUAUCUCUGAAAGCUGUGAUCCUGUACAAUCCUUUGACUCUGUAAAUGUUGUUAAAUAUAACUGUUACCCUGUUUUUUUUGUUUGUUUUUUGUUUUCAAAGGCCCAGGAUUGCAUUGUUUGGUUGUUCAAGUGAUCUCUUCUUUGGCCCAGAGCGUGUCUUACGCCCUUAGGUCAGGAUUGGUAACACUAUGUCAGUGGUAAUACAACUGUAGGUGGUUUCAAUUAAUAAAAUACUUUACUUAAUUGAA
Oncorhynchus masou masou (cherry salmon) is the source of this 7568-nucleotide messenger RNA. It is a transcript of the gene psd3l, whose product is annotated as pleckstrin and Sec7 domain containing 3, like. Bases 1 to 4248 code for a protein of 1415 amino acids. The record is from RefSeq and is a predicted model, not a curated record. Gene Ontology annotation, molecular function: protein binding; guanyl-nucleotide exchange factor activity; phospholipid binding. The transcript is spliced from 16 exons. Gene Ontology annotation, biological process: regulation of ARF protein signal transduction. Lineage: Eukaryota; Metazoa; Chordata; Actinopteri; Salmoniformes; Salmonidae.